AUGGAAAAUAAAAAGGAGACGGAUGCCAGAAAUAACUCUGUCGAGUCAGCUAGCGACAGCGGCCCGCACUUAGAACAUGGUAUCAUAAAAGUAAGAAAGCACCCAAAGUGGUUCAUGAUGUUGCAGUUUUUUUUAUGCAUACUCGUGCCAACUUUAUUUCUCGCCAUUUACAUAACUGAACACAAUAGAUCGCUCCAUGCUGCAAAGAGCGAAAUAACUUCUUGGAGAUUGGAUACUUCGACUAAUUAUACUAUGGAUUUGAAUUAUUGGAAAAAGCAGACAACAUCAGAAGAUAGACACUACUAUUUUAACAUUUCGACAGUAGUUGAGGCUGCGCCUGACGGAAUUGUUCGAAAUCUGACGGUUAUCAACGGCCAAUACCCAGGGCCAUUGGUCGAAGCGAAUGCCGGGGACACGCUUUACAUUCACGUUCAAAACCAGAUGCAGGACGAUCCAACAACCAUUCACUGCCACGGUCUCCUCUUCAACCAGGGCCAAAGUUUCAAUGAUGGCGCUGCAUACAUCAACCAAUGCCCAAUUCCACCCAAUGGUGGUAAGUACACUUAUGAGAUUAAGCUGGAUGAGAACCAAUGGGGUACCUACUGGUAUCAUUCCCAUUAUGGUGCUCAAUAUGCAGAUGGCGUGUUUGGGCCUCUGGUGAUCCACUCCGCGAAAGAACGAGCGUUAAUUGACGACUAUGACGAAGAUAUAGUUAUUAUGGUUAAUGAUUAUUAUCACGAUAUGGCCAACGAUUACUUGCCAGAGUAUUUGGGACCUGAUAACGAAAAUACUGAGCCAACCCCAGAUGAUGGCCUCAUUGAAGGGACAAACAAAUUCGACUACGAUUCUGCUACCUAUGUGGUGCCAAACGGGGACUCUCGAAAUGUCACAUACGUGAAUUCAACCCUUCCUGUAAUCAAUUUGGAUAAGGAAAAAAAGUACCGUUUCCGUCUCAUUAAUGCUGGAUUCUUCGCUCCUAUUAACUUUGGUAUAGAUAAGCACGUUCUGGAAAUUAUUGAAGCAGAUGGCACAAACACUGAGAAGGCAACAAUGGAUUCAAUUGAUAUGUCUGUUGGGCAAAGAUAUUCAUUUUUCCUUCAGAAGCCGGAUGAGGAACUCUCACACUAUUGGAUGCGUGCACGGUUUGACACAUUUUGUUUUGCAGAGGACAAUUCUAACUUAAAUCCGGAAAUCGAUGCUAUAGUAACCUACGAAAAAAAUUCCAAUGUUGAUCCAGCUACGGAAAGCUGGCCAUAUAAUGGAGGAGACGUCCAAUGCAGAGACUUGAAUCAAACAUUGUUAAAAAGCUUAGACCAAAAAGUACCAUUGGUCAGCAACGGAUCUACGAAACCCGAUGUGAUCAUUGAAUUAGAUGUUUCUUUUUUAAUUGGGGCCUACCAAUUGGAUCGUGGUUACUUGAACGAUAUGACAUAUACUGCUUUGAAAAACUCCUCAACCAUGUAUGAAUUAGCUUUCAAUGCUGAAAAUAACCCUAUAAGAGUGUUGGGGGACUCUUCUUUGCAAACAAAGAAUGAUGGUCAAUACCUAUUGAAUUUUGAUAAAAGAGGUCAAAUCGUUGAUCUCGUACUGAACAAUUACGAUGAUGGUGCACAUCCAUUCCACAUGCAUGGUCACAAGUUCUGGGUAUUGACUGUUGGCGACAAAGGAUAUUUUAAAGAAGAAUACUAUGAUCCUAACGUGGGUAAGAUGAAUUUUGAUAAUGCCAUAGCGAGAGAUGUCGUUGGAAUCAGUGGAUUUGGUUAUGCAGUUCUAAGAUUCGUUGUUGAUAAUCCUGGUGUCUGGCCAUUCCACUGUCAUAUUGGAUGGCACAUUGAAAGUGGCCUGAUGAUGCAAAUCAAUGAAUUGCAGUCUGAAUACUCAAAUUGGUCAACUUACCCCCAAUCUUGGGCUGAUCUUUGUAGGGCUAUUGAAUGA
Molecule: messenger RNA, 1935 nt
Organism: Lachancea fermentati
Lineage: Eukaryota; Fungi; Ascomycota; Saccharomycetes; Saccharomycetales; Saccharomycetaceae
Source: the annotation of a GenBank genome assembly